Miscanthus lutarioriparius is the source of this 729-nucleotide messenger RNA. The record is from the annotation of a GenBank genome assembly. NCBI's taxonomy places the organism in Eukaryota, Viridiplantae, Streptophyta, Magnoliopsida, Poales, Poaceae.
AUGUGCUGCUGCUGCGGUGCUGCCCGCAACUUCUCCCUGCCUCUUCCCUUCCCUUUCCUCCCUGCUCUAUGCCCUCAGAAACGCAGCGUGUCUCAUUGCCUAGGCGAUGUCUCAAACCGUUGUCUUGGUGGAGGUGGACCCCUCUCAUCCGAUCUCCUUGGAGUACCUUGUGAGUUCUCAGCAGGCACAACAUUCCAGCCAUCCCAAGAAUCUGAUACACAAGUCAUUUCGGAAUAUGUACGCUAUUUCCUCCACCAACACACAAUCCAGCUUGGACAACCAGCUACGGUUAAAGUUGCAGCCAACUUGAUUAGGUUGCUAGCUUAUCAGAACAAGAACAUAUUGCAAGCUGGCAUGAUUGUUGGAGGAUGGGAUAAGUAUGAGGGAGGCCAAAUUUUCUCGGUCCCUCUUGGUGGAACGAUCUUGAAGCAACCAUUUGCAAUUGGAGGUUCCGGUUCCAGUUACCUAUAUGCCCUUCUUGAUCAUGAAUGGAAAGAGGGAAUGAGCCAGGAAGAGGCAGAGAAAUUUGUGGUGAAGGUAGUUUCCCUUGCUAUGGCCCGUGAUGGUGCUAGUGGAGGGGUUGUCCGUACAGUUACUAUAAAUGCCUAUGACAUGAAGAGGAACUUUUAUCCUGGCGACAAGCUACCCCUGUGGCACGACGAGCUGGAGCCCCAUAACUCUUUGCUUGAUAUUCUUGCUGCUGGGAACCCUGAUCCCAUGGUGCAGUGA